ACUUCUAGGUAUAAUAUGCUUCAUCAAAAAAUUGUUCGAGCUGUCUGGAAGAACUCUUCGCUGUUCGGUGUUAAUGCUCGAUGUUAUUCGACUAAUGAUAUAGAUUUGGUAGUUAUUGGAGCUGGUCCGGGUGGUUAUGUAGCGGCAAUCAAAGCAGCGCAGUUGGGCAUGAAAACAGUAUGUGUAGAAAAAAAUCCAAAAUUAGGAGGUACUUGUUUGAAUGUCGGAUGCAUACCAUCGAAGUCUUUGUUGAAUAACUCAUUGUAUUAUCAUAUGGCCAAACACGGUGAAUUCAAUAGUCGAGGUGUUGAGGUUGAGCCGAAACUGAAUUUGGACAAAAUGAUGGCUGCAAAAGCAGCAUCAGUGAAGGCUUUAACGAGUGGUAUAGAGAUGCUGUUUAAAGCGAACAAAGUAAAGUCGGUCAGUGGAAUAGCGACGAUUACAGGCAAAAACGAAGUCACUGUGAAACUUGCUGCAGGUGGCGACGAGAAAUUCAUAACACGUAAUAUACUUAUUGCAUCGGGUUCCGAAGUUACUCCUUUCCCAGCGUUGUCUAUCAAUGAAGAACAGAUCGUUUCUUCAACAGGUGCAUUGAGUUUGAAGAAGGUGCCGAAAAAAAUGAUUGUGAUAGGUGCAGGUGUUAUCGGUACUGAACUGGGAAGUGUGUGGCAACGAUUAGGAGCUGAUGUAACUGUUGUUGAAUUCCUUGGACAUGCUGGUGGAAUGAAUAUCGAUAUGGAAGUGGCAAAAAUUUUCCAAAGGACGCUUGCAAAACAAGGAUUGAAAUUCAUGAUGAAUACGAAGGUAACAGGAGGGAAAAAAGAAGGUGAUUUGAUUAAAAUAAAUGUAGAAAGUGCAAAAGGUGGAAAUCCGCAAACGUUGGAAGCAGAUACUGUUCUUGUUGCAAUUGGCCGACGACCAUAUACGGAAGGACUGGGAAUUGAAAACGUUGGCAUAAAAUUGGAUUCAAAGGGGCGCGUACCAGUCAGUGAACGUUUCCAAACCUCCGUUCCAUCAAUAUUUGCAGUUGGUGAUGUAAUUGCUGGGCCGAUGUUGGCACAUAAAGCGGAAGAUGAAGGAAUUUUAUGCGUUGAAGGUAUAGCAGGUGGAACAACACACUUGGAUUACAACUGCAUCCCCUCGGUAGUUUAUACGCAUCCUGAAGUUGCAUGGGUCGGCAAAUCCGAAGAACAGUUGAAGAGUGAAAAUGUGGAAUACAAAGUUGGCAAAUUCCCAUUCAUGGCAAAUUCGCGUGCUAAAACGAAUAAUGAUGCGGAAGGAUUUGUAAAGGUUUUAGGAGACAAAGAGACGGAUAAAAUAUUGGGAGUUCAUAUCAUUGGGCCGAAUGCUGGUGAGAUGAUUGCGGAGGCAACUUUGGCAUUGGAAUACGGAGCAUCCUGUGAAGAUGUUGCUCGAGUUUGUCAUCCACAUCCUACACUGUCAGAAGCGUUCCGUGAAGCAAAUUUGCAAGCAUUUUGUGGCAAAGCUAUCAAUAAUGUUUGAAAGUGGUAUCUUGUUCCUCUGUUCUCUGUUUUCUGUGUUCUUUUUUCUUCCAUCAGUAUAAAUUUUCAAUGAUCUUCAUGCAAUAAAUUAAUUUUUAGUUUUUUGAGAAUUAAAUCUUUUCGUUAAUUUAUCUCAGUUUUGUUUCCUUCAUUUUUGUAUUGAUUAUCUCUGUACGCACAAAGAAAUUUUCAUCGGAGUUAGUGCAAUAAUAAUAACUUAUGCUGCGUGUAGCAUAAAAAUUAUUCAACCUUGCUGUUGAAUGUGAUACAUGCAUUUCUUAUCAUGGAACUCUGAAUUGUUUUCCUUCUCUCUGGCUCUUUCCACUUAUUUUCUGAAUUCAUUAUUCCGUCUAAAGGUGCUGACCAAUCCGAAAGGGUUUUCCCUUCAGAUUCUUUGACAUGCUCACCUUUUCAUAUCGAUUUCCUUGUAAACAUGAUCGUUUUCAUUUAUGUCUCGUUAUCAUUUUCGAAUUCCUCAUUUCUAAUUUGUGGAGAUCUUAGAAAUAAAGUGAUUUAAAUAAUGUGUAGGUUUCUUUUAAAACAGUAUUAAUUUCUGCACUUAUAAAGAAGGAG
This is a messenger RNA of Loa loa (African eye worm), 2075 nucleotides long. RefSeq names its product dihydrolipoyl dehydrogenase. NCBI's taxonomy places the organism in Eukaryota, Metazoa, Nematoda, Chromadorea, Rhabditida, Onchocercidae. The transcript is spliced from 12 exons. Gene Ontology annotation, cellular component: mitochondrion; oxoglutarate dehydrogenase complex. Bases 16 to 1503 code for a protein of 495 amino acids. The record is from RefSeq and is a predicted model, not a curated record. Gene Ontology annotation, molecular function: flavin adenine dinucleotide binding; dihydrolipoyl dehydrogenase (NADH) activity.